Molecule: messenger RNA, 4503 nt
Organism: Elgaria multicarinata webbii
Lineage: Eukaryota; Metazoa; Chordata; Lepidosauria; Squamata; Anguidae
Product: phospholipid-transporting ATPase VD-like
Exons: 25
Coding region: 1-4503 (1500 amino acids)
Biological process (GO): phospholipid translocation
Cellular component (GO): plasma membrane
Molecular function (GO): ATPase-coupled intramembrane lipid carrier activity; ATP hydrolysis activity; ATP binding
Source: RefSeq, a predicted model, not a curated record
AUGAGAAGAAAGGUUACGUCUAGUGAGAGUGGAGAGGAGAGUGAUCAGGAUUUUGAUAAACAGACGGGAGAGCUUGCAGACGAGGGAAAAAUGGCCGCAAAAGCUGGAAAGAAGCCAGACCCAGCUAUGGAAGAGCUUAAAGAAUUAUUUAAAGCUAAUAGUGAGGCAACACUCAAUGAGAUGAAGCAGAUGAAAGAAGAGGUUUCUAAAAAAAUGCAGGAGCUGGCUGUUGCAGUAGCUCAAACAGAGAAAGAUGUGAAAGAAGUAAAAACAGAAAUGAAGCAGCUCUCCAAACAAGUGCGAGCUGACUUGGAUCUGAGGAACACUUACAAGUGGGCUACUGAAGGCCAGUUGUCUCGUGCCCACAGUACUGGUGUUGCAAAACACGCGGCUCAGAGACUUGCUCGACAGAAACACACUCGAUUUACAGCUGAAAAAAUGCAAUCUGUUGAGAGGCAGCAAAGAGCAAUGGGAAGGAUUUCUCGGAAACAUGGGAAAGCCAGGAGCCGUUGGAGACGCCUGAUGUCUGCUGUGGGCAGAGGCCAUCGCAGGUCCAGGAUUCUUUCACAACCAGCUCCAGGACCCUCCUCAUCAGGACUGGACCGUUUGCAGGAGAAACCCAGUAGAUGCAGGACAGUCGUACCAUGCCUGGAGCAUUGUAAGGAAGAAUACGACAAAGUCUCUAACCUGUAUCAGAACAACAGGAUACGGACGACAAAGUACAGGUUAUGGAACUUUAUACCAAAGAAUUUGUUUCAGCAAUUUCACAGAGCUGCCAAUUUAUAUUUCUUAUUUAUCGUUCUGCUAAACUGGGUUCCAGCGGUGGAAGCCUUUAAAAAAGAAAUCACAAUGAUCCCUCUUGUUGUGGUUCUCUCCAUUAUUGCAAUCAAAGAUGCCCUGGAGGAUUGCACAAAAUACAAAUUAGAUAGAAAGAUAAACAACUUAGUAACCCAAGUCUACUGUAGGAAAGCAAAGCAAUACAAAGCCAAGUUCUGGAAAGAUGUUCAUGUUGGUGAUAUUAUCCGUCUGUCUUGUAAUGAGGAGAUUCCAGCCGAUAUGGUGCUGAUAUAUUCUAGCGAUGGAGACGGCAUCUGCCACCUGGAGACAUCAAGCCUUGAUGGGGAGACCAAUCUCAAAGAGAGGCAGGUGGUCAAAGGAUAUGCAGAGCAGGCUAUUGAACUUAAUCCGGAAACCUUCUCAGGCAAAAUAGAAUGUGAGCCCCCUAACAAUGAUCUCAACUCCUUCCGGGGCUUUCUUGAGAAUUCAAAUAAGGAGCGAGUGGGACUGAAUAAGGAAAACUUGCUGAUGCGAGGAUGCACUGUCAGAAAUACAGAAGCUGUCGUUGGCAUUGUGGUGUAUGCAGGUCAUGAAACGAAAGCAAUGUUAAACAACUCCGGGUUUCGUUACAAGAGGAGCCAACUAGAGAAGAAGUUGAACCACGAUAUCAUCUGGAGUGUUCUGCUUCUAUUUGUGAUGUGCCUUAUAGUGGCAGUUGGUCAUGGAUUUUGGUUAAACAGAUAUUCAGAGCCGCCUCUCUACCAUACCGGAAAACAACUUUCUCCAACCUGGGGAGGAUUUUUAAUGUUUUGGACAAUGAUUAUUUUAUUACAGGUCUUGAUCCCAAUUUCUCUGUAUGUUUCUAUUGAAUUUGUCAAAUUGGGACAUAUCUAUUUUAUCCAGAAUGAUAUUGAUUUAUAUGAUGAAGCCACAGACACCAGGAUUCAAUGUGGAUCACUAAAUAUAGCAGAAAAUCUCGGGCAGAUACAAUACAUUUUCUCGGAUAAGACCGGAACACUCACUGAAAACAAAAUGGUUUUUCGGAGGUGCACCAUUGCAGGACGUGAACACAGCCAUGAGGAGAAUGCAAAGAGGCUGGAAGCAUAUCUGGAUGGGGAUGAGGAUGAGGACGAGGAUGACUCACAGAGGAAUCCUUCCCAUGAUUCUUUGCCACCUCUCUCCAGAUCACGUUUUUUCAGCCGUAAAUCGAGUGCGUUUCUGUCGAGCAAAUCUCUGAGCCGUGUAUUUCGCAGCACCAGUACUAUGGUCACGAGACAACUGGCCUUCAGUAGCCCACUUGAGACAGAUGUUGUGCCAGACAUCCGACUGCUAUACAAGUUCCAUCAAAUUGCUUUGAAAAAUUACACCCUGCUUGACUCGGCAACGCCUAUGCCAGAGGUUGUGUGCAUCAGCGAAUUCUUCACUGCUCUUGCCAUUUGCAACACGGUUGUUGUUUCCGAUCCUGAACAACCACGUCUCAAGAGGCGGUGGUCUUCAGUUGUUUUGCCCAUGGUGGAUGUUAGAAGCAUGUUUCAAAAGUUAUUUUCAAGAAAAAUUAGCCCUCUACCUGUUGAAACUACAAGCUCAGGUGAAGGUGCUCAGUCUGACAAGCACAAGAAACAAACAAAGCCUGUUCUUCAUGUGACAUUUCCAACACCUCUGUCCAUUGAUACCUCUACAUCUUCUGAAGGCCCAUCAACCACUGUAGUAUCUCAGGAUGAAGAAGUGGAGCCCUUUAGUUUCUCAAGGAAUACGGACGCCAGCUUGUCCAAUGAAAGCUUAUGUUCACUUGAAAAAACUCAAGUUGAAUCGUCCAGUGAAACAUUGACUCCACUUGAGGUGUCUUAUGAGGCGGAGAGUCCUGAUGAAGCGGCACUAGUCCAUGCCGCCAGGGCUUACCAAUGUAUUUUGAUGGCUAGGAAUCCUGAGCAGGUGACGGUAGACCUGGGUCCUCUGGGAAUACAAAGUUUUCAGAUGUUACGCAUCUUGCCUUUUGACUCUACCCGGAAAUGCAUGUCCGUAGUGGUGAAGCACCCAAUUUUGAACCAGAUUGUAGUGUACACAAAGGGGGCAGAUUCUGUUAUUAUGGAUUUACUAACAACCAAACCAACAGGUAUUGAAAAAAUAGACCUGCAAAGGAAAAGAAUAAAGGAAAGAACGCAGAUGCAUUUAGAUGAGUAUGCUACAAAGGGACUCCGCACCCUCUGUAUAGCUAUGAAGGUGUUGAGCAGUGAGGAAUACCAAGAGUGGCUGAAAGGCCAUUAUUUAGCAGAAAGUAGUAUUGAAAACAGGGAACAGAUGCUCCUUGAGUCUGCAAUGAGGCUUGAGAACAAUUUAACGUUACUUGGAGCCACUGGAAUUGAAGAUCGCUUGCAAGAUGGUGUCCCGGAAAGCAUAGAGGCACUCCGAAAAGCCGGGAUUAGCAUCUGGAUGCUGACAGGUGAUAAGCGUGAGACAGCCGUCAAUAUUGCCUGUUCCUGUAAAUUAAUGGACUCAGCUGAUAAUGUCUUCACCCUUGUGGCUGAUAGUCUGGAUGCCUGUGGAAAGAUGCUGGAGAGCAUUUUAGAAGACAUCCGGACAAAUGCUCCUUCCAAGGACAGGCAAAGCACUGCGUCCCAAACCACCGUUCGCCAGUUCAGCUCUGCACUCGUUAUUGACGGGCCAACCUUAGAGUUUGCCUUGCAUCUGAGUCUGCAGAGUAAGUUCCUGCAGCUCACCAAAAGUGUCCAGGCUGUCAUCUGCUGCAGAGUGGCACCACUGCAAAAGGGCCAGCUAGUGAAGCUGGUACGGAAGGAGCUGAAGGUGAUGACACUCGCCAUCGGUGACGGUGCCAACGACGUUAGUAUGAUUCAAGUUGCUGAUGUUGGAAUUGGAAUCUCUGGCCAAGAAGGCAUGCAGGCUGUGUUGGCAAGCGAUUUUGCUAUUUCUCAGUUCAAACAACUCAGCAAGCUGCUCUUUGUCCAUGGCCACUGGUGCUACACCCGAUUGGCUAAUAUGGUCCUUUACUUUUUCUACAAGAAUUUGGCAUAUGUAGGGCUCCUAUUCUGGUAUCAGUUCUUCUGCGGAUUUUCGGGAAGCUCCAUGACUGAUUACUGGAAUUUGAUUUUCUUCAACCUCCUGUACACAUCAGUACCCCCCAUCAUUUAUGGGGUGUUAGACAAAGAUGUCUCAGCUGAAAUGCUUUUACGGAGGCCAGAACUUUACACAGCUGGACAAAGAAAUGAGCCGUACGUGAGAUCAGCCUUUGCAGGCAACAUAGCAGAUGCUUUUUAUCAAAGCUUUGUUUGCUUUUUUAUCCCUUACUUUACCUUCCUUAACUCUGAGAUUGACAUCUACUCUUUUGGUAAUGUAAUGAACACUUCUAUGUUCUUUAUCAUCAUGUUACACCUUGUCAUUGAGAGUAAAACUUUGAACUGGAUACACUGGGUUGUUUUAGCUGGUAGCGUCCUUUUGUUCUUCGUUAUUAAUGGGACUUUUGGAGCUACCUGCAUCCUCUGCAAUCCACCAGCCAACCCGUACUGGAUUAUGGAGAGACAGAUGUCUAAUCCAGUGGUGUAUCUGAUCUGCUUCAUCACAGUUAUCAUGGCUCUUCUUCCAAGGUUUAUGUUCAGGGUGAUCCAAUCCACUGUAUUCCCAAAUCCGCUGGUGGAAGCCAGGCAGCUUGAAGGAAUGGCCCUUAAAGGAGGGAAGGGUUUGCUGCACAAUCCAAAAGUAGUCCCAGUGUGA